AUGAUCACCAACGAUCACGACCGUCGUAAGCAGAUUUCCGUUCGCGGUAUCGCUCAAGUGGAGAAUGUGACGAACAUCAAGAAGGCGUUCAACCGACAUCUUCACUUCUCGAUCAUCAAGGAUCGUAACGUCGCCACCGAUCGUGACUACUACUUUGCUCUUGCCAACACUGUUCGUGAUCACUUGGUAUCCCGUUGGAUUCGUACCCAACAGCACUAUUAUGACAAGGAUCCAAAGAGAGUUUACUACCUCUCGUUGGAGUUCUACAUGGGACGUACCCUCUCCAACACUAUGAUGAACCUCGGUAUCCAGGCUACUGUCGAUGAGGCUCUCUACCAACUCGGACUCGAUAUCGAGGAGCUUCAGGAGAUCGAAGAGGACGCUGGACUCGGAAACGGAGGACUCGGACGUCUUGCCGCUUGUUUCCUCGACUCGAUGGCCACUCUUGGUAUUCCAGCUUACGGAUACGGACUCCGUUACGAAUACGGAAUCUUCAAGCAGCUCAUUCGUGACGGAUGGCAAAUUGAGGAGCCAGAUGACUGGCUUCGUUUCGGAAAUCCAUGGGAGAAGGCUCGUCCAGAGUACAUGCUUCCAGUCAACUUCUACGGAAAAGUUGUAAAGGAGGAGGGAAAAUCCAAAUGGAUCGACACUCAAGUUGUUUUCGCCAUGCCAUACGACACCCCAGUCCCAGGAUACAAGAACAAUAUCGUGAACACCCUCCGUCUCUGGUCUGCCAAGGCUGAGAAUCACUUCCAUCUCAAGUUCUUCAACGACGGAGACUACGUUCAAGCCGUCAUGGAUCGUAACUUGUCGGAGAACAUCACUCGUGUCUUGUAUCCGAAUGAUAACAUGUUCCUCGGAAAGGAGCUCCGUUUGAAGCAGCAAUACUUCUUGGUCGCCGCCACUCUUCAGGAUAUCAUCCGUCGUUUCAAGUCUUCCAUCUACGGAAACCGCGAGGCCGUUCGUGUCAACUUCGACACCUUCCCAGACAAGGUCGCCAUUCAACUCAACGACACUCAUCCAUCCAUCGGAAUUCCUGAAUUGAUCCGUCUCUUCGUUGAUGUCGAGGGACUCACCUGGGAUCAAGCCUGGGAUAUCUGCAUCAAGACCUACGCCUACACCAACCAUACACUCCUUCCAGAGGCUCUCGAGCGUUGGCCAGUCUCGUUGAUGCAAAACUUGUUGCCACGUCAUCUUGAGAUCAUUUAUGAGAUCAAUCAGAAGUUCAUGAAUACUAUCUCUGAUAGAUUCCCAGGAGACUUCGAGCGUAUGCGUCGUAUGUCGAUUGUUGAGGAGGCUGAUCAAUUCGGAGAGAAGAGAAUCAACAUGGCUCAUUUGUGCAUUGUCGCCUCUCAUGCCAUCAAUGGAGUCGCCGCUCUUCACUCUGAUCUUCUCAAGAGCUCUACAUUCCGUGACUUCUACGAGUUCUACCCAGACCGUUUCCAAAACAAGACCAACGGAAUCACCCCAAGACGUUGGCUUCUUCUCUCCAACCCAUCUCUCGCCGACCUUAUCGUCGAGAAGAUCGGAGAGUCAUGGAUCACCAACCUUGAUGAGCUCCAGAAGCUCAAGGAGUACGCCAACGACGCUGGAUUCCUCGAUUCCAUUCGUCGUGUGAAGCUUGAGAACAAGCAACAAGUCGCUCAAUACUUGAGUGACGAGUACAAUGUCCAAAUCAACGCCGCCUCGUUGUUCGAUGUUCAUGUCAAGAGAAUCCACGAGUACAAGAGACAACUUCUCAACAUUCUCCACGUCAUUGCUCUCUACAACCGUAUCAAGGAGAAUCCGAAUAUCGAUAUGGUCAAGAGAACUGUGUUGUACGGAGGAAAGGCUGCUCCAGGGUACCAUAUGGCUAAGCAAAUCAUUCGUUUGAUUACUGCCGUCGCUGAGCAAGUCAACAACGACUCCAUUGUCGGAGAUCGUUUGAAGAUCAUCUUCCUCGAGAAUUACCGUGUUUCGAUGGCCGAGAAAAUCAUUCCAGCCGCCGAUCUCUCCGAACAGAUCUCUACCGCCGGAACUGAGGCUUCUGGUACUGGAAACAUGAAGUUCAUGUUGAACGGAGCACUUACUAUCGGAACUCUUGAUGGAGCCAAUGUUGAGAUGGCUGAGGAAAUGGGAGAUGACAAUAUCUUCAUCUUCGGAAUGAACGUUGAUGAGGUUGAAGCUCUCCAGAAGAGAGGAUACUCUUCUCAGGAAUUCAUCAACAAGAGUCCAAUGUUGAAGCAGAUUGUCGAUCAAAUUGAGAAUGGAAUGUUCACUCCAGAGGAUCCAACUCAACUCCGUGAUCUCUCCAACAUGCUCCGUCAUCAUGAUCGCUUCAUGGUGUGCGCCGACUUUGAAGCAUUCAUUGAAUCUCAAGAUAAAGUUGCCGAUACAUUCCGUGAUCAAGAGAAAUGGUCUCGCAUGGCUCUCUACAACAUCGCCUCCACUGGAAAGUUCUCAACAGAUCGUACGAUUACCGAGUACGCCCGUGAAAUCUGGGGAAUCGAUCAGUUCGAGAGCUCGCUUCCAGCUCCAUAUGAGAAUGAGAAGACCGAAUAA
Molecule: messenger RNA, 2541 nt
Organism: Caenorhabditis remanei
Lineage: Eukaryota; Metazoa; Nematoda; Chromadorea; Rhabditida; Rhabditidae
Exons: 5
Coding region: 1-2541 (846 amino acids)
Biological process (GO): glycogen catabolic process
Cellular component (GO): cytoplasm
Molecular function (GO): glycogen phosphorylase activity; pyridoxal phosphate binding
Source: RefSeq, a predicted model, not a curated record